UUCCGAUUCCAGCGAACAAAACGACUCCUAAGAGUUUGAUUUCAUUGUAUUCCACGACUUAUACUCAGGCAACCACUACCAGAUGAGAAAAAUGAUCAAAUUGAAGAUUAAAGAAUAUGCUUUCCGACUAACAUCAGCCCUUACUCGUUUCCGAUGAACAAGAAACUGCCUAUGAUCCCACCGAAAAAUCCCACCGAAAAAGUACAUGUCUGCAGGUCUUAAAUGGUGAAGAAGAGCCUGAAUCAUUGGCUAAGGCUAACUAAAUCAUGAACAACUUCCUCCUACCAUCUAGCACAGUUGGGUGUUUCUUGAAUUCCAUAACUGAAUCAGUUGGGUCUUUCUUCUUAGGUGAAGGUGCUGAAUGAUUAAGACCAGUUAUCCACAAAAUAUCCGAGUCUCUUGUCGAUACUUUUCUCCCUUGAGGUUAUCCACAUAGUGUGAAUGAAGGGUAUCUUAGAUACACACCAUUUCGAGCAUUACAACACUUCUCCAGUGCAGCAUUAUCUGUCUUAUCAACUCAGGAUUAAGACCUACACCAACACAAGCAACCGCAACCAGUUGGAUACACUUAAGGAUGGAAUGCAGCAUGUGGGAAAGCUAAUGUGUAGCAAGUUAGGUGCAAAAAUUGAUUUUGAACCCAAACGAUGGCGAACUUUUGCUUAUAUGUUAUAUGACUUUGGCUCUGGUUUGGAAGUUCUUUCCCCAUUAUGUCCACCACUGUUUCUUGAAAUGGCUGGACUUGGAAAUUUUGCAAAGGGAAUGGCCAUGGUUGUUGGCUGCAAGGGCAACAAGAUUGACAAUUUAUUCUUCAUUUGCAAAAGAGAGGAAUCUUAGUGACUUAUAUGCAAAAGGAGAGGCGAUUUCUACUGUGUUUAAUGUUCUUGGAUUGGGUGCAGGGAUUCAGUUUGUUCAUCAAUGCAAGGAAAGGUGCAAUAUUUUAUAUCUUGCAAACACACUAAAAAUGUUAAUGUCGUCCUAGUCCUACUGGUGACAUACAUGUUUGUUUCAAACAUUCUUUAUGUCUAUUCAUUUCAAGCUGACGAAUAUUGAUUGGUUGCAUGGAAA
This is a messenger RNA of Lactuca sativa (garden lettuce), 1065 nucleotides long. The record is from RefSeq and is a predicted model, not a curated record. NCBI's taxonomy places the organism in Eukaryota, Viridiplantae, Streptophyta, Magnoliopsida, Asterales, Asteraceae.